This is a messenger RNA of Sparassis crispa, 318 nucleotides long. RefSeq lists its product as hypothetical. The record is from RefSeq and is a predicted model, not a curated record. The coding region runs from base 1 to 318 and encodes 105 amino acids. NCBI's taxonomy places the organism in Eukaryota, Fungi, Basidiomycota, Agaricomycetes, Polyporales, Sparassidaceae. The transcript has a single exon.
AUGAAAUCUAGUCGUAUUCGAAGAAGGCAAAUCAGCUCGUCGUUGGCUGAUGAGCCACAGGUCGAGUUGCUCGGAGGAGAUGUGGUGGAAACGACAUUCGGAGGUCACAAUGAAGGCCGUCCGAUCGACCCGCUCGAGGACUGGAUUAUGUCGGAUCCCGAUGAUCCUACUAGAGAUGGUGCCCUCACUGACGAGGAGACUGCAGAUGAUGACGCAGUCACUGGUGUUGGUAUGGAUGACGCACAGGAUGGCGGUAGUCAGGAUGCCGACGAGCAGAAUACAGUACGCUUGUCAUUACUAUUUCUCGGGGCAUCUUGA